GUGGCCGCUUCUGGCAGCCGGGCUGUGCUGGAGACUGGCUGCCGCCGCGUCCCCCGGAGGCGUUCCUUCUCGGCCGGCGUGGCGAGCAGCGGUGGGACCUCGGCUCAUGGCGGCCGGCUGAGGGCGGUGUAGGCCCGGCUCGGCUCCUCUCGCGCCAUGGCCGGCGAGGAGCCGCAGAAGUUCCUGGCGCCCGACGAUCCCGGCGCCGUCCUCUCGCCGCCGCUGCCGCCGCGUCCCCACGGCCUGGGCGAGGAGGGCCCGGGCUGCCUGGACGUCAGCGACUUCGGCUGCCACCUCUCCUCCUGCCACCGCACGGACCCUCUGCGCCGCCUGCACGCCCACAGGUGGAACUUAACUUCUUGUGGCACAAGCGUAGCAAGCUCCGAAUGCAGCGAGGAGCUCUUCUCUUCGGUCUCUGUUGGUGACCAGGAUGAUUGUUUCUCUCUCUUGGAUGAUCAGGAGUUGACGUCUUUUGACCUGUUCCCUGAGGGUAGCGUCUGCAGUGAUGUCUCCUCCUCCAUUAGCACGUACUGGGACUGGUCGGACAGUGAGUUUGAAUGGCAGCUGCCUGGUAGUGACAUUGCAAGUGGAAGUGAUGUGCUUUCUGACAUCAUUCCCAGUAUUCCAAGCUCCCCUUGCCUGCUCCCGAAAAAGAAAAACAAGCACCGGAAUCUUGAUGAACUUCCGUGGAGUGCAAUGACCAACGAUGAGCAGGUGGAAUAUAUUGAAUAUCUGAGUCGGAAAGUCAGCAUGGAGAUGGGACUUCGAGAGCAGCUUGAUAUUAUUAAGAUUAUUGAUCCCACCGCUCAGAUUUCACCAACAGACAAUGAAUUCAUUAUCGAACUGAACUGUCUCACUGAUGAAAAGCUGAAACAGGUCAGAAACUACAUCAAGGAGCACGGCCCCCGGCAGCGGUCCGCGAGGGAGACCUGGAAGCGGAGCAGCUACAGCGGCGCCAGCGCCAGCGGGGUGAGCGGCGCCAGCGCCAGCAGCAGCAGCGCCAGCAUGGUCAGCUCGGCCAGCAGCAGCAGUUCGAGCCUCGGGAACUCGGGCUCGAACUCCAGCGCCAACCUGAGUCGGGCUCACAGCGAGAAUAACUUAUCCACAAGUGCUGCGGAACGCAUCCGGGAUUCGAAGAAACGCUCCAAGCAGCGCAAACUCCAGCAAAAGGCUUUGCGGAAGAGGCAGCUGAAAGAGCAGCGCCAGGCGCGGAAGGAAAGGCUGAGCGGCUUGUUCCUCAACGAGGAGGUUCUGUCUUUAAAAGUGACUGAGGAGGACCACGAGGGAGACGUGGAUGUCUUGAUGUGAGACGGGAGUGUAACGAUCAGUGUUCUUUCUAAGCCUUAAGCUGACUCUAUUGUUUACAUGCCCUUCUACCAAAAUGUUGAUUGAAUCAGGACUAGUUGUCCUCCUCGCAUCACUUACCUGUGCUGGUUUUGGGUUUUUGGCUUUUUUUUUUUUUUUUUUUGGCAAAUGGUAGGAAAUCAGGAAGGUGUUCUUUAAAAGUAUCUAGGCUAGAGUAUUUUGCUUUCAGAUCAACUCGCUGGUAAAAAUAAAAGCUGCAUUUCCUUCUUCAAUUCCAUUAAAAUUAUGGAAAGAAAAUCCUUGAACUUAAAUUUGAAGGUAUUUUCCUCUGUCUUCCCACUAUGUAAGUUAAACAGUUAAGGACUAUAGUCUGCAAAAACGAUAAUACCUUUUGCCAGGACUUAACUCUUCUUUGCUACUGCAGUUGUACCAACCUAGACUUUAUAUGUUAGGGUCCCUGAAAUUACCACUGUAAUUUCAUUUAACGUGGGGCUUGGGAACUGUGCGACUUACCACUGUGUGACUGGCUGUUCUGGUGAGCCUCUUGGUGGUUUUAAACCUGUGUUUUUUCUCCCUGCCUUCACCUGCACCGCGAGAGAGCAAAUGUUCGGUUGGUCACAAUAAUCCUUUAAGCGUAGGGCUUGGCAAGGAUUGUGUGUUCUCUGGAGUUUGGUCUCAAGCAGUGGACAACAAAUAGAAGGAAGUGCUUAUCGACAAAUACACAUUUCUUUUUUCCAAUGCGUGUGUUCCUUUCUCUCUUCCAAACCCCCAUAGUGUCUUGUGCCUUAAAAUUAAUUUGAUUUUUUUUUUUUUUUGGCUUGUUUAAUAUGGAAGUUUGGGGGACAAAAUGGCAAAAAUAAAGAGGAUCAAAACGCCCUGAAGUUCUUGGAAACAGAGUUAAUUGGCUCAUCCUGCUUUUUGAAGAAACCAAAAGUGAGCCGUUGUAGGUAAAAGAUAAUUUUUUAUUGAAAACCACAUGUUACAAAUUCAGCUUAAGGGCUGGAUUGCUCUUUAGUUAAUAUUGAUAAUUAAUAUUGAUAGAAGUGCCACGAGGUGAAGAAACUGCUUAGGCAAACGUGUUUGAAAAAAAACGUUGCGAUCUUCGGUGAUAUUGCCUCAAAGUAAUUAAGCUUCCAUUAUUAUCAGAAGGACUGAGAUGCAACAAUAACUAAGAGUUUGAUUUUAGAUGCACCGCCUUCAGAAUCAAGCCACGCAUUGCUCACUUUCUGACAGAAACACCUUUCUCUGCUUUAAACUAACCAUUUUGUUCUUUCAUCUACUUUGGAAUCUAGAGUGAUUAGACAAAUCUGUAGUGCUUGAACGCAGUCAUUUCAAAAUGUAGUUUCUCGUUGCAGCAUUUUCAGACAAACUAUAGUUAAGCAUAAGCUUUACUCCAGGUUUGCAUGAAGCAGUAACCUUUGAUGACUAUGACACAGAAUGUGAAGCUUUCCGUUUUUUCCCUAUGGUUUAAGUAUGGAGUAUUUAAACUGUUCUUUAACAUUCUAGCUGAACCAUAUUAGGUUCAGCUAGAACAGUACUGUUCCUAUACAAUGCUGGAUAGAUGUCAAAUAUUUACAGACAUUGAGAUUCACUAGCUUAUUUCUACAACCAAAGUUCUUCUUUUUGUUUCAAUUUUUAAUCCUGGAUUGUUUUGGAGCAUAGCUGCAUUUAUUUAUGAUCACUCUGCUCAAGAAGAGGAAGAUUAUUCUAAAGUAGCUCACAGAUCAUACUCUGUAAGUACUUUGGAAUAAGGGGGAUUAAAACUUUGUAGCCCAAUACUUAGUCUUGUAACAGACUUCGAAGAAGUGUGACCUAUCUGCAUCUUCUAGUCCUUGAUUUUUGUGAAUGCCCAAAACUUUCUAAUUGCUUUGGUUCUGCCCCACCAGUGGUCUAAUUUUUUGUGUGUGUUUGUGUGCAUGCAUGUUAAAGUAAUGAUUCAUUUAAAUUUUGAUUCCCAGUUGACAUCUGCUAAGAUAGUAUUAAAAAUUCAGCCGUUUUGACUAAGCUGUGGUCUGAAGCCAUGUGUUUUUAGUUUUUUCAUAACUUUUUUUUUUUUUUUACAAAUUUAAAAGCGAUGUUAGAAUGCAGAAAGGAACUAUUUUGUAGCCUUCUGCCUGUGUUCUAUUUAUUGUGAGCUGUUUACAAGCUGCAUAAAUAUUUAAUAAGAUAACUAAAGUAAUUGAGAGAACAAGUAAUUAGCUUCUCUUGCAAAGCUUAGAAGGAGCACUGAAAAUCUGAUUUAAAAAAAAUUGCUGUUCUGUUAGCUGACUGUAGCUACGAAGACAUGUUUACAUUUUGUGUAUGUAUACGUAUUCUGUUUCUUCACUAACUACAAAUGUUCCAAUCACCCAAGUAUUUGACUUUAGCAAAGGAGAAGAGUUUGUGUAAAAAAGAUUGCCUAGAAUGCUUUGGUAGUUCUAACAGCUGAGAUAUUUUCUUGAUCUAGAGUAAAGACUUUACUCAUUUUAAUUUUGUUUAUUUUAUUUUUCUACAUGGUGGUGAAAUAAAGAGUUUCUAGAGAGAAAUAAUCUACAUCAAAUUGUAUAUAUGACUGUAAAGUCCUUUUAAAGCUGUUGUAUCAUAGUUGUAGAAAAUCUUACAGAACGUUAGCCAAAUGUCUUAAUACUCAAAGAAAUACUAAUUGGUUUGUGCUCUAUCUCUUCUUGACCCACCCCUACCUUCUCCCCUUGGAUUGCUUCAGCAAUAGUUAACUCAUUGGUCAUUUUGAAGGUUAGUAACUCUUUGGUGGUCCAACCAGAUCAUGGUUUCUCAUGGCACUCUCUGUUCAGCCUGGCACACUUCACAAGUGUUAGGGUUCAGCUGCUGGAGGGAAUCAGGUUGGGAAGGCGACUCUUCUUGUUCCCUCUUAGGUCCAUGUUGCUGUACACUCUUGGUGUCUUGUGGGAAACUUCAGGUAAUUUACACGGCAACUUGGUCAAUCGGUUCAGAAGUGAUUAUUAGUAAAUAAAUCAGACUGAGAUCAUGAGCUUCUUACCGUGUGAGCAUACAUAAAGGCAGAGCAGUGCAAGAGGCCUCACAUGUGCUUUUUAUAAUGUGGUUGAGAGUUAAUGGUGUGUAAAUUGGAUGAAGAGAAAUGCGUGCUUCAUAACCAAAUCAAAAAGAGAGUCUUUGGCAAAGAUAUUUCAGAUAUAUAUAUAGUAUAUAGUAUUUAUAUAUAUCUGAACUGUUUCCAAGUUUUCUGCUACAGUGUAUAUUGAAAUAGACUUGUAUAUACAAUUUUUCAUUGUACAUUCUGUAUCUACUUACUACAGUGUUAGUAGAAUCCACUCUUUUUUUUGUUCUUGAUGUUGUGAAGAAUUUAACUGCUAGGUAUAAAAUACCAGGCACUGUGUUUGUUGUUGUUUUCUUUCUCUUAAGCUCUGAAUUGUAUUGAAAAACGAUCACAUCAACAUAGUCUGGGUGGGCAUUAAAGACAACGUAUGCUAAAGCAAACAAA
Molecule: messenger RNA, 4762 nt
Organism: Candoia aspera
Lineage: Eukaryota; Metazoa; Chordata; Lepidosauria; Squamata; Candoiidae
Gene: FAM199X
Product: family with sequence similarity 199, X-linked
Exons: 6
Coding region: 157-1308 (383 amino acids)
Source: RefSeq, a predicted model, not a curated record